Ruditapes philippinarum (Manila clam) is the source of this 2368-nucleotide messenger RNA. RefSeq names its product thyrotroph embryonic factor-like. NCBI's taxonomy places the organism in Eukaryota, Metazoa, Mollusca, Bivalvia, Venerida, Veneridae. Gene Ontology annotation, cellular component: nucleus. Gene Ontology annotation, biological process: regulation of transcription by RNA polymerase II. The transcript is spliced from 2 exons. The coding region runs from base 511 to 1290 and encodes 259 amino acids. Gene Ontology annotation, molecular function: RNA polymerase II cis-regulatory region sequence-specific DNA binding; DNA-binding transcription factor activity, RNA polymerase II-specific. The record is from RefSeq and is a predicted model, not a curated record.
AAAUACCGUUGAAAGUAUUUCUUAACAAGAGCAACAACAAAAGUUGCUAAGUUGCCAGCGGUUGUGUAUUACAAUACAACUAUGAUGUCACGUUACAACCUGACAACCAUUCUAUGAUGUCAUAUUAUGUCAUAACUACAGAAAAAAUACUAUAAGGAGAUAAAGAGAAAUUAAAGAGUGUUAAUCCAAUAUCCAAUAAACACUGAUUGGGACAAAAUGUCACCAAAUACACUGUACAAUACACAAUAUGUUGUCAGAGCUCAAGAUCGGGAAAUUCUGAUGACUGUGAUUCAACCAAUAACUUGUUAACAUUGCAACUGUUGACUUCACAUUGCAUCCAUUACAUUACUAUAAACAGUUUGAAGUGUUAGUUAUUAUUCUUUAAUUGGAUUAUAUCUUAGCUCAAGAAAAUUUGUACAAAAAGAAUGAUGAAAAAGUGAACUCUUUUCUAAGUGACCUUACUGACCAUCACCUCAUUACCAUAGCAACUAUCCUCCUAGCAGCAAAAUCAUGCAGGAUCCAUACUCUGCCAUGAUGAGCUCACAGCAGAGAACUGAUCAUUUCAAGUCAUACCAAAUGCAGCGUCAGAAUUCAAAUAGCUCAAACCAGUCGCCACCAAGUGCCGGUUCUAAUUUUAACAUGAGUUAUAUUCACGGUCUGCAAUACACUCAAUCUAUGGGAGGUUCCGAUCUCUACAAUGCAAUGACAAUGCCAUCUUCAAUGGCGCAAGAUUUUUCCCCCUUACCAGCACACAUGGGAUCUCAUUCAUCAAUGAAUUCUAACUCAAUGUCGCGUAUAAAUCCAACCACACACACCAUCACACACACAGCAACUUCACCGAACGCAUCAUCGCCACCGAAUUCUUCCAUUCCGAUAUCUGAAGUAUCAUCUCCGGGCCCCUCAUCAAGUCGCCUCAGCACGUCGCCAGAAAGUCAUAGUCAGGGAGGUAACUCUCACAUGUCAAAUCACUCUCAGUCUCCCGGUGAUAUUUGUAAAACUGAAUCCAGUGACAGUGGUUCGGUCAAGUCAGGAAACGAAGAUGAUUCAGGGAUUCCGCCAAAAAAGCGAGCACUUAACGUGCCAGAGGAACAAAGAGAUGAUUGUUAUUGGGAGAAACGCAAGAAAAACAAUGAAUCAGCAAAGAGAUCUCGCGAGGCUAGAAGAAUGAAAGAGGAGCAAAUAGCUCUGCGCGUCGUGUACCUGGAGCAAGAAAACCUCCAAUUACGAACUGAGGUGUCCCUCUUAAAAAGUGAGAUUGAGAAGUUACGAUGCAUGUUGUAUAAUUCUUAAGAGAUAUGGAUGAUUAUAAUCAAAGAACUUAUGGCAAUAUUGAUAUGGUUCAAGAUGAGAAUACGGUCCAUGUUUUUUUUUCUCAAUCAAUCACAGACACAAACAAAACCAAACAGUGCCAUGCUCUUCUAGUGAACAUCAAAAGUUAAACAAAACAAAUCCGGUUAAUAUGUAAAUGUGGAAAUGUUUGGGUUUGAAUUCAUCAUUUCUCUUCAAAAUAAUUCCCUCGUACUUGUUUGUUGCUGAAUAUUACACAGCAAAGUGAAAGGAUGUGAAAAACAAGUGAAAUGCUCAAAAAGUUUUAUUAAAAAACAGUGUAUUAGUUUGGAACCUGCUCAAAUCACUCAGGGAAAUUUCUAAAGUGAUAAAGUGGCAUAAGGGUACUAGUUUGUACCAGUAUAUAAUUUAACUCAGGGACGUUGGACCAAAAGUUUUUUCAGGAAAUUUUGUUCAAUUUUGUUCAGACUAAUGUAUACAUACAUUUUGGUGACAGAAAUACAUAACUUUUGGAGAUUAUAAAAAUUAUUGAAAACCCCCCGGUGACUUUGUUUUGUUUAUGAUGAUUUCUAUGUUGCAUUUGUUCCUUUGUCUUCAUUACCAGUAUUAAUUUCUAUAAAUAGAAUAUGCCUGUGUGUAAUUGCAAUGGUGUGUAAACACAAGUGUGUGUAAUGUAUAUGAUGAUGUAUUUUCUGUGUUAAUAAUAUCUCUAUGUUGCCAUAUGAUGCUGUUUGUUUUCUGAAUUUACAUUGUAAUAUUGUAUUAAACUGUUAACAACAUUUUAACCAGGAUAUAUGCACCUUUUCACCGUUUGUCAUUAUGUAAUAAGCGUUUUGCCCUUUGCAUUAUAAUUUAUACUUAUUACUGGUAUAUAUAGGUAAUUUCAUUUAUUUAUGAAUGCUAUUUAAAUCAAAUAAAUGUUUACAGUAAGAUGUUAAAAAAUUUCUGUAAUUAACGUAAAAGCUAGCCAAACAUUAGUUCAAGUCAGUAAAAAUAAAUUAUUUCAUUUUUUCUUGAAAAAUUGUACAGUUAAAAAUUACUUUUCAUGCCAAAGAUGUUAAAAAAUUGUGUAUUAUGUACU